GAACACAAGUGUGCCUCCCGUGCUGGGCUCUCCUCAUUCUGACUAGGGACAACAGAGAGCAGGAUGUGGCCACUUUAUCCCUCACCGCUAAAGUUUUCGAUCCCAUAGUCCUAUCUUUACCUCGGGACAAUUUAGAUUUUUCUGCUAAGAGCCAAAUGUGAAGUCUGCUCUAAGAAACCUAGAGCCCAGGAAUCUUGCCAGAGCUCUGCAAAGAAGGCCAGAACCUUGCUGAAGGAAAACGAGAGGAAAAAAAGUUUUAAAAUUCUCCAUGAAGUAUACUAUGUUCUGCCAUUUAUUCCCAAGGCUACUGGAAGCAUUCCUCUCAGGAAAGGCAGAGUUGGCGGUGAGAAGCCGGACCUGAGAAGACUCUGGGAGGACAGAUUAGUUCAUUUUUUGAAUUCCCUAUGUGAGGACAGUCUUCAAGCCCAGCAAGGCUUUGAGACGCCCUGAAGAUGAGUGCUAACGGCAGCACAAUGCGCCAGCUUCUCUGGCAGGACCCAGUGUGCAGUGGCUGGAAGCAGGAUCUGGAAGGGGCUGUCUACCAUCUGGCCAACUGCUUCUUGCUCCUGGGCUUCAUGGGGGGCAGUGGGGUGUAUGGAUGCUUCUACCUCUUUGGCUUCCUGGGCACAGGCUAUGUGUGCUGCGUGAUGUGGGGCUGGUUUGAUGCCUGCGGCCUGGACAUCAUCCUCUGGAGCUUCCUGCUGGCAACGGCCUGCCUGUUCCAGCUGGCAUACCUGGUCUACCGCCUGCGUAAAAACACCCUCCCCGAGGAGUUCGAUCUCCUCUACAAGACGCUGUGCCUACCCUUGCAGGUGCCUCUGCAGGUGUACAAGGAGAUUGUUCACUGCUGUGAGGAGCAGGUCUUCACUCUGGCCACUGAGCAGACUUACGCUGUGGAGGGUGAGACACCCAUCAACCGCUUGUCCCUGCUACUCUCUGGCCGGGUUCGUGUGAGCCAGGAUGGGCAAUUUCUGCACUACAUCUUUCCUUACCAGUUCAUGGACUCUCCUGAGUGGGAAUCGCUGCAGCCCUCCGAGGAGGGGGUGUUCCAGGUCACUCUGACUGCUGAGACUGCAUGUAGCUACAUCUCCUGGCCCCGGAAAAGUCUCCACCUUCUUUUGACCAAAGAGCGAUACAUUUCCCGCCUCUUCUCAGCCCUGCUGGGCUAUGACAUCUCUGAGAAGCUCUACGCUCUCAACGAUAAGCUCUUUGCCAAGUUUGGGCUGCGUUUCGACAUCCGUCUCCCCAGCCUGUACCAUGUCCUGGGUCCUGCUGCUCCAGAUACAGGGCCAGAGUCUGAGAAGGAUGAUGAGGAAGUCCGUGAGUCAGCCAUGCCCACAUCUGCCCAGCAAACACCCCCUCGCUCUCCUCUUCCAGCUGCCAGUGGCCCUCCAGCACCUCCCACCCGGGCCAGGAUGUCCAGGCCGGACAGCGGCGUCCUGGGUGAGGACUCCGCCAGUCUGGUGCUGGAGGAUUUUGAGGAGGUGUCAGGAUCAGAAUCGUUCAUGGAUUAUAGGAGUGAUGGGGAGUACAUGAGGUGAGGGAGAGCUAACACGGGCACAACCACCUGGCUCAGGAUCCUGUCUUCUAGAACUCCUCUCCACAGCUACUCUCAAGUUAUGUCCAGGGGACAGGCCCCCUUGGCUCCAACCCACACUCCUGAACUUUAAGGAUCAACAGGCUAUCUUUUUCUCUGGCCGCACUAAUCUUCACAGGAAGGUCACUUGAGUGCACACCGCGUCUCACCCCCUGGAAGGCUCACAGGCAAGGUCAGAGCAGACACAGAAGACGUUGCCCCGCUGCUAACAUCAAGGGCUCCAGGCGACUUGUGCAAAUUUACCCUCACCAGCCUUCCUUCCAGGAAAAGGCACCCAAAAGUGUGAAAGCACCGAUCCCAUCCUUCACUAACUGCAGAAUCUUGGGCAAGUUACAUAGGCUCUCUGAGCCUCAUCUGUAGAGUGGGGAUUCACAAAACCCAUCUCCCAGGGUUGUGGUGAGCACUGAAUGAGCUGACUUAGGUAGAGCCCCUCGGACAUGUACAUGGCGUGACACCUAGUAAGCACUCCAUAAAUCACUCAGUUUUUUUCCCUUGUUGUUUUUCUGAACUGUUAAAAGGGUCACUGAAGUCAGCUAGCCAAGAAGUUUUCAUGGUUUACUUGUUUGUUUUUCCAGUUAGAUUCAAUUUAUAGAAGUAGAAAUUUUUAAAAACCUAGUUUUCCCUUAAGCUUUUAAGUUCAACUUACAAAUCUCUUGUUCUGUUUAGGACCCUAGUAUUAAACAAUAGUUUUCAGAGGGACUUUAAAAAACUUAGUUAAUUAAAUUUCCUUUCAUAGUUUUAAGUGGGUUUAUAAAUUUAAUAUAUUCUAUUUUACUUUUCCCCUAAAUACUUCAACAUAUAUUCUGGUUAUCUAUUGUCCUAUAACAUUCAUACCUAAAACAGUGACUUUUUUUAAUGAAUAUAAUUUAUUGUCAAAUUGGCUUAUGUACAACACCCAGUGCUCAUCCCAAGUGCCCUCCUCAAUGCCCAUCACCCAUUUUUCCUUCUCUCUCACCCGCCCCAUCCACCCUCAGUUUGUUCUCUGUAUUUAAGAGUCUCUUGUGGUGUGCCUCCCUCCCUCUCUGUAACUAUUUUUCCCCCUUCCCUUCCCCCAUGGUCUUCUGUUAAGUUUCUCAAGAUCCACACAUGAGUGAAAAUUCUAGCAUAUAGAAAUAUAAUUGAUGUUUUGUAUCUUUAACUUUAAUUCAGUGAUCUUGAUAAAUUCACUUAUCACUUCUAAUAAUUAAUUCAGGGAGUCUUCAGGAUUUUCCACAGAUUCACAUAUAUCAUCCAUAAAUAAUGAUGGUUUUAUUUCUUCCUUCCUAACCUAUACCUUCCCCCUCACUCCUCCUCCUCUUUCUCCUCCUUAUUUUUCUUUUGAUUCCUUGUUUUUCUGGGUAGGACCUAUAGUACAGGGAUGAAUGGAAGGGAUAAUGAAGACAUCCUUCUCUCAUAUUUGACUUUAAGGAAAAUAUUUUCAAUAUUUCGUUAUUAAGUAUAAUGUGUGCUAUUAGAUUUUUAUAUUGCCCCUAUCAGAUUAAAGAAGUUCUUUUCCUAAUUUGCUGUUUUUUUUAAAAUCAGGGAUGAGUAUUGAAUUUCAUUAAAUGAUUUUCUGCAUUUAUGGAGAUUAUUUUUCUCCCUUAUUCUGUUAAUGAAUUACAUCAAUAGAUAUGUGAAUAUUAAAACAACCAUGCAUUCUGGAGGAAAUCCAAUUUUAUUAUGUUGUAUUUUCCUCUUUGUCUAUAUCUGAACUUAGUUUGCAAAUAUAUAUAUAUAUAUAUAUAUAUAUAUAUAUAUAUAUAUAUAUAUAUUAGGACUUUUACAAAUAUGUAUCUUGUAAUAUCAUUGUCAGGUUUGAUAUCAGGGUUAUGCUGACUUUGUAAAAGGAGUUAGGAAGUACUCUAUCUUUCUUCUUUCCUAUUCUUGGAAGAGAUCUUUAAACCCAGAAAGCUUUAUAACUCUUGGUUCCCACUCCACCCAUGUUACCUUCUACUCUGUCUUCUUUUUCAGUCAGUUGCCCAUGCCCAAAACCUUGGAGUCUUUCCAUUUAUCUUAGUUCUAUUUUCAAAACAUAUCCUGAAUUCAAUUCACCACCUUCACUGCUACCACUGAUUUCAAGCUAUUAUUUCAUACCUGGAUUAACCUCAAUGGACUUACAACUGGUUCCCUAUUUCUCCUGUCUCUCUUCCCCAUAAUCUAUUGUACACACAGCAUAGUGGUCAUUUAAACAUGUAUAUGAUCUCAUCACUCUCUCGCUCAAAAUUUCAAAUGGCUUUUAUUAUACUUAGAGUAAAAUCCAAACUUCUUACCAUGUGACAUUAGUCAAGAUGAGCUUAUUAUGACUUCAUAGCACAAAUGUUUAUUUCUCUCUUAAAGUCUACUGCCAGUCUGCAUGACUCAUGAGGGCAACCAUCUUCAUGUUGCAACUCAGUGAUUCAAUCUACUCUGACCAUCUGGCUCUGUCACUUGAAGAGAGAAACAGCUCGACAUUCCUGUGCUAGCUUUUUGAUGCUUUGGCCCAGAAAGGAUACAAAUCACUUCUGCCCAUAGUCCAUUGACUAGCGGUAAUCUCAUGGACCCACUUAAUAAUCCACUUUGUGCUUUGGUUAAAGGGAUUGGGAAAUGUGGGGAAGCAAAAGCAUGUUUGGUGAAUCCUAUUCUUCUGGAAACUUAUAAGCCACAAUGCCCUACCUGCCUGUCCUUCAACUGUAUUUUAUUCUGAUCUCAUUCUUAUUUAUCAUGUUUCAACCACACUAUUCUUUUUGGUAUCUGUCAGGCAUACCUAGCUUCUUUCUAUAUUAGGGUCUUUACACUUGCUGACUUCUGGCCAUUCAGUUCUCAGCUCCAAUGUCACCAUCCCAGCUAAGAUACCCACUCACCUUACCAUCAUCUUCUGUCCCUUUUCCCUGCUUGGACUUUCUUCAGAGUCUUUUCUCUUUCCUCUCCUUUUAGGAUUCCAAUUACAUGCUUGAUAGAACUGUACAUUGUGUCCCAUAUAGCUCUUACAUCCUUUUCUCAUUUUUUUUCCUGAAAUUACACUGUUUAUUUCCUUUCUUGUUUGAUUUCUGUCUCUUCCCUAUAUAUUUCACAAUAUAUUUCUCCCUUGUCAAUUCUGAGAAAUUCAGUAGCUCUUUUGUCAACCCUUGAGGGCGGUUGUGGAGAAUAAAUAAAGCAAUAAACAAACAGCAACAAAGUGUGUACACGCUAAGUUGAGACUCAGCAUUACCUGGAUGUGGUGCCACCCCUCGAGCUAGAGGUCUCCCUAAGCAGGGCUCCUGUUACACACAUGCAGUACAUAACAGAGGUUCUGUACAAUGGGAACUUCAUUUAACGUGUGUGCGUUUGUUUUUAAAAGGAUCAGACCUUCUACAUCAUAGAAGUUGUGUGGGAAAAGAUAUCUGGAUUCUUACAAGGUUUUUUUUUUUUAGAUAUAUUUGUAGAUUUUUAGAAUCAACCACAAUGGUAUCUUUAUGUAUUUGAAAUAUAGCAUUACAUGUAGGUACAAAGCAUUGUAUUUACUCAGUCUAUGGAAAAUUCUUGACAUGACAUGGAUUUGUGAACCUUCUGCAGUAACCCCACACUAGAGAUCCACACAUGUGAAAAGAAAAUCUUGGGUUUAUAUCAAAAUUUUAGCAAUAAAGCCUGGCAAAUAGUUAGAUUUGCUCUCAGGAGACAACAAUAAAUAUUCUUUUAUCUCAUGAAUACUUAUUAAAUAUUCACUUGCUGUCAAACAUUAUGCUGGACAUCACAGGCUUUAAUAAGUGAAUCAUUCAUGGUAUCUGCCCUGAAGGAACUUGAGCUCUAGCAAAGGAGAGAUAUGAAUCAUAAGCACCCUGCCCCUCUCCCCACCAAGGCCUUGCUAAGUCAAGCUCCUUGGGCCUGGCUCCUCUGAGGAUUAAUUAAUUAACUCUCCUCUGAGAGUCCUCAGUCCAUGUGUAAAUAGGUUUCUUGUGAACCAUAAAUAAAUAUACGUCAGAUCCCUGACGUAUGUACAAAUAAGCACUGUGUCAGUCCACUGUGGAAAGCAUUACAAGAGUGGUUUAAACCACUAUAUGACCUACAGAACUCCAGCAGAAGAGAUCACUUCCUAUUUCUGGUAUUCGGAGGGUUCAUGGAGAAACUGAGCUGUGCCUUCAAAGACAGAGUUAGGCAAGGCAGAAGCAAUCCAGGAAAAAGAAAUAUGUGACUCAAAGACCCUACGCUGGAAGGUACAAGAAAAGCAUGGCUGGAGGAGAACCAAUGGCUCUUAGUGACUAACUGUGGAACCCAAAUAAGCUCUCAUCAAAAGGCGAUGGAAAGUGAGCAGGAAAAUGGCGCACUCAGAGCAGUGCUGAGGGAGACUGCAUUCAGUGCAUACCACAGAGUCUGGCAGAGUUUAGUUGUUUCAUAAAUGUUCACAUUCUGAGAGACCUGAGAGAACAAAGCCAGGAGAACAGUGUCAGCCAUUGAAACAGUCAGAGGGAUUGUGAGGUACCAAGGGCCAGAAUAUAUGAUGGUGAUGGGAACAGAGAGGCAGACACCUGAGAGAUAGCCUGGGGGGAAUUGCUUGGGAGAGGAGGCAAAUCCAUCUUAGAGGUUCUCCAUCUUCUUCCGCAUAUAUUCCUGACACCGUGGUUUCCUGUAGACUCCCCCACAAGUCUCGAUGAUGGAAAAAAUGUGAGCAAUGCUCUCAGUGGUUUCACUUCUAAUUGUCAUGGAAUUCAUACGUUGACACAUGUCUCCCACUCAGAAAUUUCCCUAGAGAUCAUGGGAUUUUAUUUCACUUUUGAUUCACUUCUCUGACGUGAUCCUUACCAAGAGCCUUCUGCAUAGCACAUGAUUGCCAACUGCCGAUUGCCAACUGACGGUUGCUCAAUGGCCUGGAAUUGCCCUCUAUACCCCCAACCCUCUGCUCUGAGUCCUAGUCAUCCCUCAAGACUAGUACAAAUGUCCCCUCCCCUCCCACACUGUCCCUGACAUCUACCCCACCUCUGUCAACAUUAAUCUGUCCCCUCCAGGACUCUCAGAGUCCUCUUGGACCACCACCCUCAGCUCUCACCUCCCCCCAGACUUUCUCUCCAGGUGCUUGAGGGCUGGGCAGAUUCUUAUUGCCAUAGUCCCAGCACCCCACAUGGUGUCAUGUGCCUGGCAUUUAGUUGGUAAUUGUUAGAUCUUUGUUAAACUCAGCUGUCUAACAUUUCAACAUGGCCUAGAUUAGGAUUUUAGAAACUUCUAGUUCCACUUUCCAGUGUUCUUUUGCUUCUGCCUCCUGUUGAAGUUAGAACACUUUGUCUUUGACUCAUGCGUGACUCAGGAAGGAGGUCCUUUCUUCUGGUUUCUCCAGGCCCUGCUGAGGAGCUCAGGCCUGCUGUCCCCAUCUCCUGUCUGUGGACAGCUCAGACUUCUUGCCUGUUCCUCUCUGAAAUGUGGGAGAUGAAAAUGUGGGUCACUCCUAAUUUCUCCAAUGUGAUUUCUUCUCUUUUCCCUGAAUUUUGUUUCUUGUAAUCUGAUUCCUCGUCAUUCACCACAUGUCUUCUAUUUCUCUUGUCUUUUGCAACCUCCAGUAGCUCUCAAAUUAUUUUAACACCUGUCAUUUAUUCAUCACAAACAUAAAUACACAUAUUUUUAAAACCCUCCUAUUUACACUGUAAUACUUCAUCUGACCUAGUAAAAUCUACUUUAAUGCAACAUGGCCAGACACCUUGCCAUUGCUGGCAAAUUUUUAUUAAAUUAAGUUUAAAAAACAAGGAUAUGGGGAUAACAUAAGUAGACAUUGGGUUAGGAUGCCUUAUGAACAUAGUGUAGGGUUAAGAAAACAGAGCUCUGGAGUUGACCACUUGGAUUCGAAUUUUAGCACUGCCACAUUCAUGGUCUAGUUACAUAACUGCUCUGUACCUCAGCUUGCUCAUAUGUAAAAUGGCAAUAAAAAAAGAAGAACCUAUCUCAUGUUGCUGUGAGAAUUUAAUGAAACAUAAAACCAUGCCUGUCACACAGUAAGCAUUCAAUACAUUGUAGUUAUUAUUAAGAGGAUUGCCAUCAGAAUAGUGCCUGGACAUAGCAGGCUUACACUAAAGGUUUGCUGAAUGAGUGAAUGAAUGAAUGAAUGAGUGAACAUUCUGGUUUUGUGAUAGCUUGUCUUUAGUUUUACCAUUUCCCCGUGCUCUCCAUAGAAGAAGUAUAGCAAAGGGCAGCUUCUGAAGUGAACCAUGGGUUGAGAGUGAAAAAGGAACGAUCUUGACUUUGGGGUGGACUGAGUUUCAAGUCCAAACCAGGAGGGCUGGGUGAGCACUUGGAGUUGUGAAGUUGCAGGGGCUGGUAACUGCAGGAGAGAAGGGGCAUUUUCACUUGAGUCAGUCUGACCCCAAGAAGAGGGGUGUUCACAUAUUGGGCUCUCCUUCCCUGGAUAUUUGCCUAGAUCUCUUUCCACUUCUCCACCCUCCAGUUCUGUCCAAACUAAGAAUCUGUCUAUACUGGUAUGGGCCUGGGUAAAUGUUAAAGACCCAGAGCUUCAGGGUAGCAGCAGGAAUUUACUUCCAGAUAAACACUGCCCCUUGAUAGUCUUCAAAAGCUAUUAAAGCUCACAUUUGCAUUUAUUGAAGAGUCACUUAGAGUUAUUAAAACCCAAUAGAAGUGCAGUCUGGUUUGGAAGUGCGGUAAAAAUGGGAGAGUGGCUGUGUUUUUUCUCCGGUGGCUGUUUGACUUCAGGCAAUUCCCUUAAUCUUUCUGGGCUCUUCUUUCUUCCUCUGACACUCUGUGGCUUGAUGACUAAUAAACAAGGGUUGCUUAAGGAACCCAACAAUAAUAAUGAUAAUAGAUCAACCUCAGAGGAUCUAAGAAUUUCUUUUGGAAAAGAAUAAGAGAAAUCAAGGAAGAAAGAUAAGGAUUGAGGCAUAGAAGUUCCUGAAUUCUAGGUUAAGAAGUUAAGAAGCUCUUAUUCUAAGGCCUUUGGGAAAAUCCAGUGAAAAAUUGGCAGCAGGAGAAUGAUAAGUUUAAAGACUUUGUAGGAGUUAUCUGGCACAGGUAAAUAGAGGGACUAGAGGGGAAAGAAGCUGGAGGAAGAUACCAGUUCAGAGACUGGUGCCAAAUCCAACGCCUUACCCCACGUCUGAGAAAACAGAAAGGAAGGGACAGAUACCAGACACAUUUUGAAGAAAUUGAGAGACAUAGUGUCUAAGUGUAAAUCAGGUAUUGGGAGGGAGGAAGAGGGGGUAAUUACUUUUUUCUUUUUGAGCAUUAUAAUGUCUUGAGCCAAAGAUAACUCAGGCUUCAAGCCUGAUGUUGCAUGCCAGUGUGGUGGCUAUUGUCAUUGAGGAGAGAGAAACAACUUUGGGGGAGAUGUUGAUUUUAUUUUGGAUAGUUUGAAUUUGGGCUAUUGUCAGGACACUGAAUGGCCCCCAUAAAGCAAAUAGUUAAUGUUUCAUAAGUGAGUGAAUACUGAGGAUAGGGAGGAUUUUAGGGCCUGGGACAUAGAAGAACUCAGGCACAGGGAUGGCCACAUCACCUCCAGGCUCCUCUCUUAGGAGAAGAAGCCAACCUCCUCUGGGGUAAAUGUGGGCUGUGAUGGUCACCCCAAGGCCUGAGCAUGCUGAAGAGUGAGGUCAGAGGUGUGUUUAAGGCUGGGGGGCAGCAGUGUAUGUCUCUCUGAGAAGGUCACUCGGGACCACUUGAACAAGGAGAUCAAGGGCUGGGUGAGAUUUUAGCAAUAUGAGAAGAUUUAUGUUUCAGUAUGAUUCCUUUAUACACCCACAGCUUCCUCCUGGAGAUAUUUUUUUUUUAAAGACUUUAUUUUUAAGUAAUCUUCAUACCCAAAGUGGGUCUUGAACUUACAACCUCAAGAUCAAGAGUCAUAUCCUCUACCAAUUGAGCCAGCCAAGAGCCCUGCAUGGAUACUGACUGAAAUGACAUACUGAAGGCCAGUCUUCCUGGAAGAGAUAGAACUGGAAGUUCUAUCUGAAUGGCUGGUAGAGCCUGAAGGGGAUGGUGGGGGCAGCAGGCGCAAAGGCUUGGAAGUGACAUAGUCUACAGUAUGCUUUAGGGGGAUACUGGCUUCAGCACAAGGGGGACACGGCAGGUAACUUCAGUUAGGCAGAGUGGGGCCAGACUGAGGAUGUUGCAAGUGCUAAAAUCCAACUUGAGGAGGCCAGCCCGUAUCACACAGUGGACAGAGCCCAGGUUCUAGAGGCACAUGGCUUAGUGUGAAUCCUGAUUUCACCCAUUGCCAGCUGUAUGACCAUGGACAAGUUGCUUAAUUCCCUCUCCCUCCAUGUUCUCUGAUAUAAAAUGAGGUAGUACAUGGAACUGCUGGGAGGAUUAAUAGAGAAUUUAUAUAAAGGGAUUAGAACACUACCUGACACGUAUUAAAUACUCAGGAAGUUUUAGUUUUUCACUUUCUCUUUCAUAACUUUCUGUAUUGACUGAAAUUUUUUUAAAGAGUUGAGUUUUAUAGUCAUAAAUAAAUAAGAGUUUAAUUUUUUUUAGAGGUCUUUAUAGCUCAUCCCUUCUAAUGAUUUCACUGCUCAGAGACUAUGGUGUCUGAAUGAAUGCCAUUUUUCAAAAGUAAUGAAAUCUCAGGCCCCUAAAGUUCUGAAGGAAAAUGUCAUUCCACUUUCACACAUGGGUAUGGACUGGCCAACUUGGAGCCAGUUGAACACCACAUGGUAACUCCAGAGGAGAAAUUUGGGGGGUUGAGUAACUUAUCUUAGGAAGACAAAUGCUUGAAUAAGUAAUUGCAAGAAACCAGUUUCUUUGAACCACUGUCAGAGCAUAUGUGAACUGGUAUGCCAUGUUUAGAAAGUAAUCCAGCAUUACUAAUCUUUUGAUAUAUCUGUUGACCUAGCAAUUCUUACUGCAAAAAUUUAUCAUACAGAAAUGCAGGAGUCACAAUAUGAGAUAGAUGCACACAAAUAUUUAUUGCAGCAUCAUUUGUAGUUGAAACAACCUCAAUCCAUCACAAAGAAAAAAGCUGACAAAAUUUUGGCAUAUCCAGACUGUGGAACAUUACACAUCCAGUGAGUAGAUUAGACCUGUGUCUAAUUGGAGGGAUAGUCAUGACAUAUUGUUAAGUGACUACAAAAAUUGCAGAGUGAUAGGUGUACUAUGAUUUCAUUUUUGUUAAAAAAACAACUUUGUGUGUAUAUAUUUGUAUUUACAUGGAGAAAUGGGUAGAAGGACAUACAUACGGCUAUUAACAUGGAUUACCUCAGGACCAUGGUAGUCUAUAUAUCUACAGUUUGACUUGUUAAAAUGAACAUUUAUUGAUUCUGUAGUUUGAAAAAUAUAUAUAUAAUAAUGUAUGGGAGGUUUUUUGUUUGGUUUGGUUUGGAAAUUAAUCUGAAGACCAAGAUUGAGAAGCGAUCACCCAACUGCUUUAAGUGAAUUCUGGUACCCAGACCCUGAGUUACAAUCUUGCCUUAGAAAUACCUUGUAGGGUAACUGAGGUCUUUGGUGAUCACUGAAUAAUCCCAAAGAAAAGAAGUUAGAAGAUGGUAGAUACAUUUGCCCCAGUAGCCAAAAGGAAGUAAAGCAGAAAUUCCUGAAAGUAGAGACUAGGAAGUUUGGUGUGUUCUCAGCAAAGUCCAGGGACAAAUCACUAAAAACAUUGCUUGUAUAUAUUUAUGAAAUUAAGUAGAAAUUAUCAGGAGCUCUUGGGAAUGAAGUCAUGCUAAAACUCAAUCAUAUUAUCUCUCUUUUCUCUCUCUCAGAUCAGGGGAUCAUUAUAAAGUAUUGAAACUUUUCUCAUAAUAUAUAAGUAGUCAAGAUAAACAUGAAUUAGAAAUCUAUGCAAAUGUUCAGACCCAGAGUAUUGAUUAAUCUUAAGGGAGCUUCUAGAAGUAGGGCUUUGCCCUUCACUUUCUCCUCUCAAGUUCUUGGAUACAGAUAUAAAAAGAAAUCUAUUUAAAAAUGACAUACGCAUUGGGACACCUGGGUGGCUCAGUCGGUUAAGCAUCUGACUUCAGCUCAGGUCAUGAUCUCAUGGUUUGUGGGUUUGAGCCCCACAUCGGGCUCCAUGCUGACAGCUCAGAGCCUGGAGCCUGUUUCGGAUUCUGUGUCUCCCUUUGUCUCUUCUCUUUCCCCUACUCAUGCUCUGUCUCUCUC
Molecule: messenger RNA, 11611 nt
Organism: Acinonyx jubatus (cheetah)
Lineage: Eukaryota; Metazoa; Chordata; Mammalia; Carnivora; Felidae
Gene: POPDC2
Product: popeye domain containing 2
Exons: 4
Coding region: 453-1541 (362 amino acids)
Cellular component (GO): sarcolemma
Molecular function (GO): cAMP binding
Source: RefSeq, a predicted model, not a curated record